AUGACGCAGUCCCAUAUCUACGAAUUACCCAUUACGAGACUCUACGUAAAGUAUGCGGACGUGGAGGAUGGACGCCAUGUCAAACGUCACAUCAAAAAUACAAUCAAACAUCUGAAAUAA
Brugia malayi is the source of this 120-nucleotide messenger RNA. RefSeq lists its product as uncharacterized. The record is from RefSeq and is a predicted model, not a curated record. The transcript has 2 exons. Lineage: Eukaryota; Metazoa; Nematoda; Chromadorea; Rhabditida; Onchocercidae. The coding region runs from base 1 to 120 and encodes 39 amino acids.